UUAUAAAAAUAAAAUAAAAUUAAAAACAUAUUCCUUAAUCAAAUAAAUCCAUCCUGAUAUAAGGGGAAGCAGAACUGUAUUCAUCAUUCAUGCAUAUCUCUCUCUCCCCUCUCAGAAAAUAUAUUAUACAAGAAAGAUAGCUUUUUUGCAAGUAGUUGAUAAGCCGAGGAUCUGCUGCAUAGCCUUCUUUCCUCGAACAACAGCAUGACAGUCAUCAGAUGAUGAACAUAGAGUUUUGUUAGUAGUAGUAGAGGCUUAUUAAGACCCUGACUGCUGUGCUGGGUCAUGUCUUGCAAUGGGAUGGCUUUUUUCCCAGCAAAUUUCAUGCUCCAAUCUCCUCAUGAAGAAGAUCAUCAACCCUCAACUUCUAUCAAUCAAAUGCUUCCUUCUUGCCCGCCCCAAGACUUCCACGGUGUGGCAUCAUUUCUUGGGAAGAGAUCAAUGUCAUUUUCAGGGAUAGAUGUGUGCGAAGAAGCAAAUGGGGAGGAUGAUUUAUCAGAUGAUGGUUCACAGGCAGGAGAAAAGAAGAGGAGACUUAACAUGGAACAGGUUAAGACUCUUGAGAAGAACUUUGAGUUGGGUAAUAAGCUUGAACCUGAGAGAAAAAUGCAGCUGGCUCGGGCUCUUGGUUUGCAACCAAGGCAGAUUGCUAUUUGGUUUCAAAACAGAAGAGCUAGAUGGAAAACCAAGCAGCUUGAAAAAGACUAUGAUCUCCUUAAGAGACAGUACGAAGCAAUCAAAGCAGAUAAUGAUGCACUCCAAACUCAGAACCAAAAGCUGCAUGCUGAGAUAAUGGCACUGAAGAGCAGAGAACCAACUGAGUCUAUCAACCUCAAUAAAGAAACUGAAGGCUCUUGCAGUAACAGAAGUGAGAACAGCUCAGAUGUAAAGUUGGAUAUCUCAAGAACACCAGCAAUUGACAGCCCCUUAUCUACUCAUCCAACAAGCAGAACCUUCUUCCCAACAUCCAUUAGGCCAACAGGUGGUGCUGCUCAACUAUUCCAAACCUCAUCGUCAAGGCCUGAUCACCAUCAUCCAUGUCAAAAGAUGGAUCAAAUGGUUAAAGAAGAAAGCCUCAGCAACAUGUUCUGCACCAUUGAAGAUCAAACUGGGUUUUGGCCAUGGCUUGAGCAACCACAUUUCAAUUGAUUCAUAGUGUGAACUCAUUGACCAUGCUGUCAAACUUGGAACGUUCUUGAUCUAAAGAGGGAAACUGCUGGUUAUAUAUAAUCAUAAUAUUGAAUGUUUUGGUACCUUCAGAGUGGUGUAUAAAAGUUGAAUUAUAUUCAGUUUAAGACUUUUCAUCAGGAGGGGCUGAAAAGAUAAUUAUGGAGGAAUAAAAGUGUGUCUUUUGGGUUAUAUAUAUAUAUAUCAGGUUUGCUAGGCUUAUUAGAGAGAGAGAUGUUUGCUAGGUUAGAUUAAUGCGAGAAGAAUUUCCAAGUUAAUAAUAACUUAGUAAUUUUGCUGGUGAUGACUAGUUGGUUUGCAGCAGCAUGCAGCUCUAGCUAGCCUAGCAUGGGCCAUGAAAACAAUAAAAAAGGGGAUUCUCUCUUGGUUCCA
Molecule: messenger RNA, 1560 nt
Organism: Gossypium raimondii (Peruvian cotton)
Lineage: Eukaryota; Viridiplantae; Streptophyta; Magnoliopsida; Malvales; Malvaceae
Product: homeobox-leucine zipper protein ATHB-13
Exons: 4
Coding region: 286-1149 (287 amino acids)
Biological process (GO): positive regulation of DNA-templated transcription
Cellular component (GO): nucleus
Molecular function (GO): sequence-specific DNA binding; DNA-binding transcription factor activity, RNA polymerase II-specific
Source: RefSeq, a predicted model, not a curated record